AAUACAAUGUAUAGCAUUUAGAGCAUAUGCAGAUUUAAAAGUACAGUAAAGCUGGUGAGUCCUUUUCAUUUCAACCCACACGCACCCCACCCACCUCCCUUUCCCCUUCCUCAAAUACUUCUCUGCUCACCCCGCCCAAACAAAUCCGGUUCUUCACUCUCCACCCAAACAAAUGGCUGAUCCUGAAUCCCCCACUGCUAAGGACUCUGCCGCACCAACCACGGAGCCCCACCACACCCAAACCCAAGUAGACGACACUGCCGCCAAACUCAGCAACCUCACCUUUAAAAUUUGGCCCCCCACCCAACGAACUCGUGACGCCGUCCUCAACCGUCUCGUCGAGACGCUAUCCUCCGAAUCCGUCCUUUCCAAACGCUAUGGAACCAUCCCAAAGGAGGAGGCUUCCGCCGCGGCCAAGUUGAUCGAGGAGGAGGCUUUCUCGGUCGCCGGCGCAUCCUUCUCCACCGACGAGGACGGCAUCGAGAUCCUCCAGGUGUAUUCCAAGGAAAUCAGCAAGCGUAUGCUCGACACUGUCAAAGCCCGAGCUGCUGCUGCCACUGACUCCACUCCUUCAGGUUCGGCGGAAGUAGACUCGAAUAACGUGGGAACUGCGGUUGGUGAGGAGGAUUCCUCCUCGUCCGUCAAGGCUGAGGAUUGAGUUUGAGUAUUCUUGUUUCUCACAUUGUCUCUUUAGGGUUCUUUUUUUGUUUAGCUUGAUAAUUGGUAUUGCUAGGGUUUUAGUAGAUCUGUUUCUACUGACUAUAAAUAUUGCGGGAUGCUUAAUUACUUAUAUACCAUGAUAAUAAUAUCUGUAAUGGUAUUUAUCAA
Messenger RNA from Gossypium raimondii (Peruvian cotton), 828 nucleotides. Its product is annotated as MFP1 attachment factor 1. Bases 173 to 658 code for a protein of 161 amino acids. Gene Ontology annotation, biological process: mitotic cell cycle; lateral root development. The transcript has a single exon. NCBI's taxonomy places the organism in Eukaryota, Viridiplantae, Streptophyta, Magnoliopsida, Malvales, Malvaceae. The record is from RefSeq and is a predicted model, not a curated record.